Peromyscus eremicus (cactus mouse) is the source of this 717-nucleotide messenger RNA. RefSeq names its product tripartite motif containing 40 (gene Trim40). Bases 1 to 717 code for a protein of 238 amino acids. NCBI's taxonomy places the organism in Eukaryota, Metazoa, Chordata, Mammalia, Rodentia, Cricetidae. The record is from RefSeq and is a predicted model, not a curated record. Gene Ontology annotation, molecular function: zinc ion binding. The transcript is spliced from 5 exons.
AUGGUCCCUCUGCACAAGGACAGCCAGGAGGACAUCUGUCCCAUCUGCCUGGAUCCCCUGAAGGAAGCUGUGAGCACCGACUGCAGGCAUCUCUUCUGCCGAAUGUGCCUGACCCAGCACAUGGAUAAGGCCUCAGUCUCUGGGGUCCUCAGCUGCCCAGUCUGCAGGAAGCCCUACUCUGAGGGGGUCCUUGGAGAUGGUUACAUCUGCUACAGCCACCAGAAGAGGGUGUGCAGUUUCUGUGAGACAAGCAGACAUCUCCUGUGUGUGGAAUGCCUCAGGUCCCCUGAACACCAGUCUCAUACUGAGCUCUCCAUUGAAAAUGCCAUCAGCCACUAUAAGGAAAGACUCAUCCGCAGAAGCAGGAAGCUCAGAAAAGACCUGGGGGAUCUUCAGCGGCUUAAGGCUCAGGAAGAGGAGAUGCCAUAUGCUCUGCAGGUGGAUUGGGAGAGCCACAGGCUAAGAGCUGAGCUGCAGAACCAAGAUCAAACCAAAGAACACCAACAAGAGGACCUACCAGCGGAGGUGGCCAAGAUGUUUAACUUCUCUGAGGCAGUAACACAGCUCAACAUCCUGGCUUCUGGCCUGGAAAGGAUGGCCAGGGAACUGGAUGCCAGCACUCUGAAGGAUGCCAGUGACUUACUGGACAGGAGUGCGCCACAGAAAUUAGAAGGACUCCUCUCUCAUCUUCCUCCAGCCAGCCCAAACCUCAAUUAG